CCGCACCGGCCCCGGCACCGGCACCGGCCCCGGCCGUCCGAGCAUCCGCCUCCCGCUCCGCGUUGCCAGGCCAACGCCGCGGAGGAUGCUGGCAGCCCCUGCGCCUGGGCUGCCUCCGCAGCGUGGCGGGCAGCGCGCCCCACGCCUCUCCAUGGGGCUCACACCGCCGCCGGCAUCCUGCCUGCUUCUGCGGACAGGGCCGCAGCUCGGCCCACCGGGGCCGCAGGGCCGGGGACCGACCCAGAGCUGCGUCCCAUCCAGGAGCCCCGGCGCAGACCGUAGCCCGGACAGCCCCUGGCCAGCCCUCCAGCAGCAUGGCCCACCAGGACGGCGAGCGGGGGCUGCAGCCGCCGGCACUCACAGGCCCCGAGCUGGAGUGCAAGAUAUGCUACAGCCGCUAUGACACCCGUGCCCGCAGACCCAAGCUGCUCCGCUGCGGCCACCGCCUCUGCGCCAAGUGCCUGCGCAAGAUGGUGGUGCUGGGGAACGUGUCACCCCACCAGCUCCGCUGCCCCUUCUGCCGCCAGCACAGCCCAGUGCCCGGUGGAGACGUGCAGCAGCUACAGGAUGACAGCGAGGUGCUGGUGCUGCUGAUGGGCCAUGAACGGGCCAAGAAGCAGGGUCUCCCCCGUUCCCCUGAGGUCCUCCUCUGCCCCAGCGUGCUAGAGCCUGCACCCAACCCUGACUGCCUGGUCGUCACCAUCCUGGAGGUGCCGGAGGAUGUGGCCCCACCGGAGGGCCUGGGCAGUCUGGACGUGGUGCGACUGUACCGCCCUGCCAGCCUGGGUGCGCUGCCCUGCCACAGCCCCGGGCAGAAGUGGCGCUCCUGGGGGUGGCGAGCUGUCCCCCGCUUCAUCCUGGGCGUCCUCUGCCUCCUCUACUUCAGCUCCCUGCCCUUCGGCAUCUACCUCCUGCUCAUCGAGCACCACAGCCUGGGCAUCGUCCUCGUCAGCCUUGUGCCCUGCACCCUCCUCCUCUGCAUCAUCUACAGCCUCUGCCAGUGUCUAUGCCGGGAGGUCUUCGGGUUCCCCCACUCCUGACCCCACAUGGCCAAGCCCUGUGCCUGCGCUGGGGAGGAUUUGGGCACCUUGGAGCGUUGUCCCUUGGGAUACGGGUGUUCCCCGAUCCAUGGCCAACCCACAGUGUGGCAGUGUGCCUGGACCACGGGGAGAUGCUCAGCAUCUGUUGCCUUCCCUUCCAGAACAGUGCGGGCUUUGUCGAGUGGGAGCCCACGUCAGAGCGGCUGCAGGAGCUCGUUGCAGCCUACAGGCAUUCAGGCUGGACCCUCAGCUCCUCAUCCUCCUCAUUGUCAUCCUCCUCCUCUUCCUCCUCCACAGCAGACAAAGAGCAGGAGCUGGGCCGAGAGCAAAGCAGCAGCCGGGAGGCUAAUCCCAACUAAGGAAGCGUGAAUGCUCGGUGCCCAGCGCCGCGGCUGGAGGGGCCCCGGCAGCUGGCCGCAGCCCGGUGCCAGCAGGAGAAGGACGGGCAGAGCCCGGGGGCUCCUGCGGCCGGACUGGCACCAGCACAGCUCUGCGGCCAUAGUGUAAAUAGUUCUGUCCGUGGCGCCCGUGCUCCUCGCAGGGCUGCUCCCAUCGCAUCCGUGUUUCUUUCCCACAUGUGUGAGUCCCGUGUUCGCUGACGCUGUGUACCGUAUAGGGGAGGAGUGGAGAAGAGGAGUUUCUUUGGUGUGUAAAGACGUCUUUGCAGCUGUUUUGUAGUCGUUGUGGUUUUUAUGCGGAGCCUCCGGGCUUUAUUUAACCUCCUUGGGUUUUGUUUUGUAAGGAUUAAUUUAACACCGCUAACCAUUUUAUUACUUUUAUCAAGAAGAGCAAAGUCUAUUUUUGAUUUCAGUUUCCUAGUUCUUAGGAAUAUUAAAAGCC
Messenger RNA from Grus americana (Whooping crane), 1880 nucleotides. RefSeq names its product E3 ubiquitin-protein ligase RNF182-like. The coding region runs from base 315 to 1040 and encodes 241 amino acids. The transcript is spliced from 2 exons. NCBI's taxonomy places the organism in Eukaryota, Metazoa, Chordata, Aves, Gruiformes, Gruidae. The record is from RefSeq and is a predicted model, not a curated record.